Pyricularia grisea is the source of this 1569-nucleotide messenger RNA. RefSeq lists its product as uncharacterized. Gene Ontology annotation, molecular function: carboxy-lyase activity; pyridoxal phosphate binding. The transcript is spliced from 2 exons. Bases 1 to 1569 code for a protein of 522 amino acids. The record is from RefSeq and is a predicted model, not a curated record. Lineage: Eukaryota; Fungi; Ascomycota; Sordariomycetes; Magnaporthales; Pyriculariaceae. Gene Ontology annotation, biological process: carboxylic acid metabolic process.
AUGUCGGCACCGCAAGCUGGCCCCGCCGAGUCUAGGCUCCUAUGCAAUUCCCCGCAGUGGCAGGCUGAAUCACGCUUUCUGUCAGAUGCAUACUCGACCCUGCGUCGGUCAGUAGGCCAGCGCGAGUCCACGACGACCCCGUCUCCAAAUGCCCUGGAGAAGGCCGUCGGGGCGCUCCCGAGGCCCAGUUCCCCUUCGUACCUGGCAGGCUUAGGGUCCGAGGCCGCUUUGAAGCACAUUAACGACGACAUAGUCCCGGCCCUCAAUGGACAGAGCCUCAGUUCACGGUACUACGGUUUCGUGACUGGUGGGGCGCUUCCGGUCGCCGAGGCCGCCGACAACAUCGUGAGCGCUCUGGAUCAAAACGUGGCCGUCCAUCUGCCGUCUGACACUGUGGCCACGGCCGUUGAGGAUGCCGCGCUGGGUAUGGUCACGUCGUUAUUGGGGCUGGAGUCGGAGCAGUGGCCUGGGCGGAUUCUCACGACCGGCGCAACCGCCUCGAAUGUGCUGGGGUUGGCUUGCGGGCGGGAAGCCGUCAUCUCGCAGCGGUUGAUAGCCGCCGGAGUAGAUCCCAAGGAGUAUUCUGUAGGCGAUUUUGGCCUGCUUCAGGCAUGUAUCAAAGCCGGAGUGCACGAAAUUCAGAUCCUUACCAGCAUGGGACACAGCUCGCUAUACAAAGCUGCCUCUAUCGUAGGCCUUGGCAGGAAAUCUGUCAAGGCUUUGCCCCUGAGCGAGUCCGAGCCUUUCCGUCUCGACAUCGCUGCUGUAGAGAAGGAAGCUGCCCGGGAGGGGGUUGCAACCAUUAUCGCUGUCAGCGCCGGAGAAGUAAAUACCAGCGGCUACGCCACUUCUUCCCGUGAAGACAUGGUGAAGUUGAGGGCUAUAGCGGACCGGUAUGAUGCUUGGAUCCACGUGGAUGGUGCCUUUGGUAUAUUCGCCCGUGCUCUACCACAGACAGAUGAGUUCUCCAGGCUGCACGAAGGUGUGGCUGGUCUGGAGCUUGCAUCUUCUAUCACAGCAGAUGGACACAAACUUCUCAAUGUGCCGUAUGACUGUGGCAUAUUCCUGACCCGCAGCCAAACAAUACAAAGCGAAGUUUUCCGCAACCCCAACGCGGCCUACCUUCCCCCAUCUAAAUCGCGAACAAUCCAGAACCCGCUCGAUAUUGGCAUCGAGAACUCGCGUCGCUUCCGAGCGCUCCCCGUAUACGCCGUCCUUAUUAGCGAGGGCCGACAAGGCAUGUCAGAGAUUUUUGCACGCAUGGUGCGGAUGGCACGCCGGGUUGCCGGCUUUCUGCGCGCGUCAGACGACUACGAGCUUCUUCUGGGCCAGGGCGAGACGGUUGGCAUCAUCGUCCUCUUCCGUGCUAGGGAUACCGGGCUGAAUAAGACGUUGGUGCAGAGGAUAAAUAAGAUCAGGGAGAUAUAUGUCAGCCCGACUUCGUGGCAAGGUAGCCCAGCUACUCGGCUGGCGGUUAGCAGCUGGAGGGUUGAUGUUGAGAAAGAUGGGGAUGUCGUGGAGAAUAUCCUAAAGGACGUUGCCAAAAGUUAUAAACUGGAGCAUUCUUGA